GACGAAAAGGAAACAAACUCCCAAUCAAAGAAAUAUCGAAAUUCGCAUCUCUCCUAUCACUGUUGGAGUAUAUUUGGUUUUCUCUCUCUCUCUAAAUCGACGGUGGCCAACAGAUUUUGUCCCUCUUCGCAUCCUCCAAAUCGAUAGUGGCCAUCGGAUUUUGUGUUCUCUAGAGAUUUUUAGAGAGAGAAAGAGUUGCAGAGUGGGAAGAGAAAAGGAAACGUAUUUCAUAUGGAGAUUACUGUUCUUCGUAGGCAAUAACCUGAUUACAGAAAUGGCGCUCCCUCAGCUGGUACCCUCUUCAUCUUCAACUCUCACUUACAAACCCUAUUUACACUCUCCUAUAUCCUCCUUAAACCCUGAUACCACUAAGAAUUUUAAUCGUUUUUCUUCCCCAUCCUACAAAACCCUAGCUUCUCCUUCUUCUCAUUCUCAUCAUCGCCGGAGACCUUUUAUUUUCCGAUGCUCCACCUCCUCUUUCUCCGAGAAGCACCACAGUGGAUCCCCCGAAUCCGAUGAUCUUGUGGAACUCCCUCUCUUUCCUCUCCCUCUAGUCCUCUUCCCCGGCGCUAUCCUUCCCUUGCAAAUCUUCGAGUUUCGUUUCCGCAUAAUGAUGCAUACCCUCCUUCAGACCGAUCUCCGAUUCGGCGUCAUCUAUUCCGACAACACUACCGGCACCGCAGAAGUUGGCUGCGUGGGUGAGGUCGUCAAGCUUGAGCGUCUCGUAGAUGAUCGUUUCUUCCUCAUCUGCAAGGGCCAGGAACGGUUCCGCGUCUCCAGCAUCGUCCGCACCAAGCCAUACUUGGUUGCCAAGGUUUCAUGGCUGGAGGAUCGCCCAACGGCAGAUGAAGAAGAUCUCGAUGCAUUGGCCAAUGAGGUGGAGACUUAUAUGAAAGAUGUGAUUCGCUUGUCUAAUCGAUUGAAUGGGAAGCCGAAAAAGGAAGCUCAGGAUUUGAGAAGGAAUUUGUUUCCGACGCCAUUUUCGUUCUUCGUCGGAAGUACUUUUGAAGGUUCUCCCAGAGAACAACAGGCUCUAUUGGAAUUAGAGUACACGGCGAUGAGGUUGAAGAAAGAGAAGGAGACGUUGAGAAAUACCCUUAAUUAUUUGAGUGCUGCCUCUGCCGUCAAAGAUGUCUUCCCAUCCUCAUCUGUGUGAGUGAACUGAGACGAGGUUUGUUCUCAUACUCUGAACAUCUUUCAACUUCGAAUUGGUUCUCUUUUACAUUAUCUGCUCGCUGAGAAGGUCUCGGGUAUCAGAGAACAAAAAUAUUUUUGAGAACAAAACAAAUGGGUAAGGGUUGAAGGGUUGAAGGGUUGAACUGUGCCAAAUUAUUCUCUGCUCUUGUUGAGAACAAAACGAACCUUUUAUUCUUGGCUUCACCACAACAUUGGAACAACUCUUGUUGUGUUUGAUUUUGAUUCGUACGGAAUGGAUGGCUUGGAGAAUUGAAGAGACAAGUUGAGGAAUGUUUAUAUGGAGUAUUCUCAUGAAUUAACUGGUGCCACCAAAUAUAAUCGAGUAUGGAAUCUGGAUCACCUACACUUGAAUGUGAAAGUUUUAAGGGCGUGUUUGGUUGCGUAAAUCUAUGGAUUUACAUUUUGUAGAUUCAUAAUUCUGUGUUAUUUGUACAUUUUAUAAAUUUGUCCUUCUGCUUCCAUAAAUGUUCAUCUAUGCAGUCUAGUGCAUAAUAACAUGAUAGUAAAGUUUACCAAA
Molecule: messenger RNA, 1714 nt
Organism: Macadamia integrifolia
Lineage: Eukaryota; Viridiplantae; Streptophyta; Magnoliopsida; Proteales; Proteaceae
Product: lon protease-like
Exons: 2
Coding region: 275-1156 (293 amino acids)
Source: RefSeq, a predicted model, not a curated record